This is a messenger RNA of Sphaerulina musiva SO2202, 2175 nucleotides long. RefSeq lists its product as uncharacterized. Gene Ontology annotation, biological process: mRNA cis splicing, via spliceosome; regulation of alternative mRNA splicing, via spliceosome. Lineage: Eukaryota; Fungi; Ascomycota; Dothideomycetes; Mycosphaerellales; Mycosphaerellaceae. Gene Ontology annotation, cellular component: U2-type prespliceosome; U2 snRNP; catalytic step 2 spliceosome. Bases 149 to 1753 code for a protein of 534 amino acids. The transcript is spliced from 2 exons. Gene Ontology annotation, molecular function: RNA binding. The record is from RefSeq and is a predicted model, not a curated record.
CGAACUUAACGUGCACUUCACACCUGAACAACGACGACAGCGCGCGCACACUCUCCACGGCAUCAUCUGUUGCUGCUAUCGCGCUUUCUCUUACCCGCAAUCGGAUCAGGUGGUGGACGAAAGAGCGAGAGAGGGAAAAACACAGAAAAUGGCCGCCACAAACGGCGCGCAGCCUGCAGAAGCGGCGGCAGCAGCAGCAGUGCCUCCAGCUGACGGUCAAGAAUCAGACUUGCAGAAGAGAAUGCCUGCGGGCACUGUGCUGCCUCCUCGCCCCGUACGAGAAAAGAUCGAGAGAGUCGCUGUCUAUGUCGCUCGCAAUGGCCAGGCCUUCGAAGACAAUGUGCGCACCAAAAACGCCGGCACCAACACCACCCACUUCCUCGAGCCUAGCGACGAGUACAACGGUUACUACAAAUGGCGCGUGGCGGAAUGUAAAGCUGGCCGCAGUCUCGAUUCCAAUGGUCCUGCUGCGAAGACCGAUGUCACCUUUCAAGGCCGCGAGUCGAGAGCUCCCAAGGCGCCGGAAGAGUUCCAAUUCAGCGCUCGCAUGCCCAACAUCAGUGCCCAAGAUCUGGAAAUUGUCAAGUUGACUGCUUUGUAUGCCGCGAAGAAUGGCAAGAGCUGGGUUACAAGCCUUAGUCAAAAAGAGGCGGUCAAUGCUCAAUUCGACUUUUUGCGACCACAACACUCGCUCAACAUGUACUACGGCCGCCUUGUAGAUCAGUACAAGGAUUUGAUUGAAGGUGAGACUGCCGACGAUGGCGCCCCACAAAAGAAGCGUAUAUCAGCUUUGCAGGCCAACAUAGACAACCGGUUCAGUCUACUGGAAAAAGCGAAGCAGCGGGCCGAGUACGUCAAGUACCAGGAACGGCAGAAGGAGGAGAAAGAAGAGAAGCUGGAAAAGGAUCGUAUCGAGUUUGCCCAGAUUGACUGGCACGACUUCAACGUGAUAGCAACAAUCGUGUUCGACGAAGCCGACGAGUCCGCAACCAUGGAAUAUCCCAGGACGCUCAAUGAAAUGCUGUCAUUAAGUUUGGAGGAAAAGGCCAACAUGCGUAUCGAUUCAAACAGAAGAAUCGAAGAGUCGGUGCCCGAAUUCAACGACUACUCCGCCAUCUACGGCCACGAACAGCAGUUCCCGGCUGCACAGAUGAUGCCACCUCCACAAGGACAUGCACCGCAGCAACCAUUCGGUUCCACACCUCCGCAGACGACACCGUAUCAACAGCCUGCCGCACCAUCUCUCUCCGAGGAACGUGAGCACGCCCGUGCCGCAAUCCGAGCUACCCAGGCACAGCCCACACGCGUUCGAACGGAUUACGUCCCACGUGCCCAGCAGCGAAACCAACAGCAGAACACGUCCAUAUGCCCGAACUGCCACCAGACUAUCCCCAAUGACGAGAUUGCCGAGCACAUGCGCAUUGAACAACUCGACCCGCGAUGGCGUGAGCAGUUUGGCAAGAACCAGCAGCGCUCCUCGACUACGAAUUUGUCCACUGUGGAUGUGGCGAACAACCUCAAGAGACUGGCAUCACAACGUACAGACCUGUUUGACCCUGUCACCGGACAGGCUAUCACGGAGGAAGAGAAGGAGCGGAGGAAGCGAGCCGAGCUGCAGAGUUAUGAUGGCAUCAGUCAGGUUCCCAACGCGGCCAUAGGCCAAGCGCCUCCUGGUAUCUAUCCGCCAGGUACUCAAGGCACGAACGUGAACGAGGACAUUAGGCGCAUACAUGAGAGGUAUAACCACAAGUGACGAAAUGGCGAGAGAACAGUCAAUGCCCAGGAAUGAAGCAGUGCUGCUGCUAUACAGGGCCAUGGCACCACUGAGGACAUUGGCAGACAGCCACACCAGCACAUGGUCAGUUCUACUAGAAGAGAGAAGAGAGAAGAGACGCACUGCGGGGAGCAAAUCGCUCUUGACAUAGUGCUCACCCUCUCUCAUCAUGAAAGGCACAGCAGUGCAGCUUGGAGAAGCACGACUUGUGCAGAAACAGCGAGCAAACGCUGAACCCAUAUCGGCGACGUCGAUCAAAUCGAGCUUGCUUGCGUGAGGUAUCAAUGUCGCAAGCCACGAGGCUCUCGGCAAUCGCCUACGCUCAGGUGAUUGAUAGCAUCAGGUACGGUACGGUACAUAGCUCCAGAUUGAAGUACAAAUACAUAGAAAAACAAAAAAAA